AUGUCGCGAUACGGCUGGUCGCUCAACCGCGAGCAGAGCUUCGGCGCCUCAUCGGGCGGUGUUCCCGACGUCACAAAUGAAGACUUUAGCUACAUCACCGCCCAGGACUUGGACGAUCCCCGCGUCGAAUACACCGACACCCGCUACUAUCCGCGACCACGUUCCAGGGGACCAUCGGAGCCCGAGGACGAUAUCCUGCUCAUCAAGAGCAAGGGCGUCACGUAUCCGGCUCACUUCCCUGCGUAUUCGAUCGGUGACGGCAAGCUAUACGUCAAAGAUGUGCGGGAGCGCAUUGGACUUCUGAUGGAUCUGCCGUCACGGACGACGCGUCACAUCAAGCUGCUGUAUAAGGGCAAGCAGCUCAAGGAGUCGUCCGUCCCCGUCCGAGACUACGGAGUCAAGAACAAGAGCGAGCUGAUGGCCGUCAUCCCCGAGGCCGACGACGACAACAGCGGCCGAUCGGAGGACGACAUGAUCAUCGUGGACGAGCCUCGAAGCGAUGCCAAAUCCUCCAAAUCCCGCAAGAAGAAGAGGAGCAGCAAGAAGAAGUUGGACAAGAACGAGCCUGCUUCCCCGACCAGCCCCGUCGACAGCGGAUCAAAUGCCGAUGGUGCCAAUGCGCCUUCACCCACGGUUGUCAAUGCCGCGAUGAAGAAGCUGGACGACAUUUCCGACGAGUUCCACACCAAUUGGCUGCCGCUGUGCCUGGACUACAUCGAGGCGCCCCCGAAAGAUGCCAAGAAACGAGACGAGGAACACCGAAAGCUGUCCGAAUCCGUCAUGCAGCAAAUCAUCUUGAAACUAGACGGCGUCGAGACCGAGGGCGUUGACGAGAUCCGACAGAGGCGAAAAGACCUUGUUCGACGAGUUCAAGACGUUCUCAAGCGGCUGGAUACUGCCAAGGCGUCGUGA
Trichoderma citrinoviride is the source of this 912-nucleotide messenger RNA. RefSeq lists its product as hypothetical. Gene Ontology annotation, biological process: protein stabilization. Bases 1 to 912 code for a protein of 303 amino acids. Gene Ontology annotation, molecular function: protein-folding chaperone binding; adenyl-nucleotide exchange factor activity. The record is from RefSeq and is a predicted model, not a curated record. Gene Ontology annotation, cellular component: membrane; cytosol; nucleus. Lineage: Eukaryota; Fungi; Ascomycota; Sordariomycetes; Hypocreales; Hypocreaceae. The transcript has a single exon.